Messenger RNA from Mya arenaria, 4596 nucleotides. RefSeq names its product hydroxymethylglutaryl-CoA synthase 1-like. The coding region runs from base 346 to 1797 and encodes 483 amino acids. Gene Ontology annotation, molecular function: hydroxymethylglutaryl-CoA synthase activity. Gene Ontology annotation, biological process: acetyl-CoA metabolic process. The record is from RefSeq and is a predicted model, not a curated record. Lineage: Eukaryota; Metazoa; Mollusca; Bivalvia; Myida; Myidae. The transcript is spliced from 8 exons.
AUUUGUUUUUGCUUUUUAUAUGGAGAGUGUUAGAAUUAACUGAAAAAUAUUGUCAUUUGAAUGGUAAAUAAGUCCAUAAAAAUUCUAAAAAGUUCGAUGAGACUCGGACACACCCCCUGUACCAGGAACUUGAGGAAGAUCUACAUUCUCAGUUUGAUCUCAGACUUCGUCACACUGAGAUAUGUUAUAAAUGGUACCAGUAGCUUACUUUCAUCGGGCUCUGCAUAAGACGGCUGUGCUGUGAUAUUUGGAGCUCUUUAACUGGAUAAAACCAGAGUCCAAAUAAUUAUUGACAACUACAUAUGUCAAGGAAGUAGUUAUUAAAGUCAUUCAAGGAGACAGACAAUGUCUGGAUUAAGAAAGGAAGAAAACCAGGGAUGGCCAAACAAUGUUGGCAUUCUGGCCUUGGAAGUUUACUUCCCCUCACAGUAUGUGGACCAAUCUGAGUUGGAGGAAUUUGACAGUGUCUCCAAAGGCAAAUACACAAUAGGACUUGGUCAAGACAAGAUGGGGUUUUGUUCAGACCGAGAGGAUAUUAACUCACUAUGUUUGACUGUUGUCCAGAGGCUAAUGGAAAAGAAUAACAUAGACUAUACUAAUAUUGGAAGAUUAGAGGUAGGGACAGAGACGAUCAUAGACAAAUCUAAGAGUGUGAAGACUGUUUUGAUGCAGCUGUUUGAAAAGAGUGGGAAUACUUGUAUAGAAGGCAUAGAUACAACCAAUGCAUGCUUCGGAGGAACUGCUGCUUUGUUUAAUGCUGUGAAUUGGGUUGAAUCCAGCUCAUGGGAUGGCCGGUAUGCGCUAGUUGUAGCAGGGGACAUUGCUGUAUAUGCCACUGGCAAUGCUAGGUGUACUGGAGGGGCAGGGGCAAUAGCCAUAUUGAUAGGACCACAGGCCCCAAUUGUGUUUGACAGAGGUUGCCGGGCCACCCAUAUGCAGCAUGUGUACGACUUCUACAAGCCAAACAUGGAGUCUGAAUACCCGGUGGUGGACGGUAAACUCUCCAUUCAAUGUUACCUGCACGCCCUUGACAAGUGUUAUGACAGACUCACUCAACAACUUCAGACAGCUGGUAUUAUGACAUCUCCGAGGCUGCUGGACAAUGCUGAUGCCUUCAUCUUUCACUCGCCAUACUGCAAACUGGUACAGAAAUCUGUGGCCAGACUCAUGCUGAAUGACUUUCUCCGACACCCAGGGUCAAACUGUACAGACUCGUACAACGGCCUCGAGACUUUCAGAGGGGUAAAACUGGAGGACACGUAUUUCAACAAGGAAAUUGAAACUGCCUUCAUGACGGCCAGCAAACCUGUAUUUACCCAGAAAACCAAGCCCUCCCUUCUCCUGGCCAACCAAGUGGGAAACAUGUACACGCCAAGUGUCUAUGGGGGAUUAGUGUCUUUCCUUAUCAGCCGACCAAUACAAGAAAUAGCUGGAUGCCGGUGUGUUCUGUUCUCCUACGGGUCAGGACUGGCGUCUGCUUUGUAUUCACUGCGGAUCACAGAUGACCUUUCACCCCUCUCUUCUCUCACUCGAUUGGUCAAAAACAUUAGCGAUGUAAAAUCAUGCCUUGACAGAAGAAAGAAAGUGAGCCCCAAGGAUUUUGAUGCCUUGAUGAAAUUAAGGGAGCAAACACACCAUAAAGCUCCAUACUCUCCAGUAGGGGACACCGACAGUCUUUUCCCUGGCACAUGGUACUUGAUGAGUGUAGAUGAGAAAUUCAGACGACAAUACGAUAGGAAACCCCUCCAUCCUCCAACAGAGGCUGGUGAUAAUGGAGUGGACAGUGGGGCAUCUUGAUAAAUACCUAAAUUAGACUUAAUUUGCUGGGAGUGAAAACAAGGAAAUCCCUCAAUCUUCCAACAGGAACUUGAGAUAAUGUUGCAGUCAAUUGGUCACAGUAAUAAGUACCUAAAUUAUACUUUAUAUGCUGGGAGUGAAAACAAGGAAAUCCUUCAGCUUCCAAGAAGAACUUGAGAUAAUGGUUCAUAAUAAAUACCUAAAUGAGACAUUACAUGCUGGGAGUGAAAACAAAGAAAUCCCUCAAUCAUCCAAAAGAAACUGAAUAUAAUGUUGCGGAUAAUGGGGCAUUGUGAUUUAUCACUAGUUUAGACUUCAUAAUAAAAUUAAAAGUAGAAAUGAAUAAAAUUAAUAGUAGAAAUGAAAAAAAAAAAUUAGGCUAUUUUUACAAAAUGUUUAAUAUGAUCGCUAUGUGUGGUCCAAUCACUUUUGUGGUCCAUGAACUUUUCCAGGUUUUGCUUAAUGUUAGUUUUUUUUCUCUUAAAAUAUUUGCUUGCUUUGUUGUAACUUGUCUCAUAGUCAGUUUCCUGUUCCAAUAUACAAAAAGGGACACUCGUAUUAACGAUCCCAUUGAAUGAUCACCUUUUUCACAUGGUAUUAUUGAUUCUAUGUAGUGAUAUUAUUCAUUUAGGGUCAAUUGUUUUAAUUAUUAGUAAGACACAGCAAGUUUGAAUUUGCAAAUAACCUUUUAAAUUAAAUAAGUGAUCUUAUCAACUUUAAGGGACUAGACACCAAAUGAUACAUUUGUAAGAAAAAAAGAAAAUUGUAAAAAACUUUCAUAAAAUUGAUAUUGUUGUGUACGACACAUUGAAUCUUAAUUACUGAUGUAUCACAUUGCUUACAACACAUGCAUCUUUCGCAGUUUUUGCGUAUUUGUCCAAUUCGAAAUUUACUGGGUUUGUCUACCAUAUUGUCGGUGUCUGUACUAAUCAAGUGACUUUCACAUGCUAAAUUUCAUACACUAAACUAAGAAACCAUUAUGUGCUAUUUUUAAACGGGUAAACACAGCUGAGACAGCGACAAAAUAUUCUUUAAUCAUGAAUUGAUGAUACACAAAUAUUAUAAAUGAUAUGUCCCACCUGCCUCCUUAAAUUGAAUACGCAUUGUUCAAGCCCCUGCAAACUAAGAAUUUUAUAAAUCUGCCCCCAAAAUGAGUUCAUCUAUAUGAAUAUUAUACUGUUGGCUCCCAGUGAAACAGGGAACUCUUUAGAAUGGACUUGGGAUAAAAUUAAAUUACUUAUUCAUUUAUUCAAUAUAUACAAAUGAAAUUUCUUAAAGUAACUAGUGGCAUUAUGCAUAUUUGUAGCAAGGACCAUAACUCUUCCUUUACUACUUGUUGAGGUGUUCCUUUUGAUUGUAUAAGUAAAAUUGAUGUGCAUUGGCAGCUUGUUUUGGUGCUUCUUUUAGAGUUUUACCAGUGCCGAUGGAGGCAAGGCCAUACAUAUACUCAUAUGUCAAUGUUAUGGAAUGAAAGACAAGUAAAUGCAAAAAUGGUACUUUUCAGCAGAGACAAAUAACUAAAAGAUGAACAUUCCGAACGUGCACUUUUUGUUUACACAAAGUUUAGGAUUAGUGCCAUACUGAUGUUACUCCAUCAAUUUUUAUACAGAAUUGAAACUGUCUUACACAAAGCCUGCAAAUACAGGGAUUUUGUUUAUUCAAUGCAUUUAUCGCCUUUUAUCAUGUGGUGAAUUUCUUGCAUUCUGAUUGGCCAUCCGAAUGGGUGUUUUCUCGAAAGAAGCGCGAAGUUGAGCAUAUUAGAGAAAGUAUAAAGAAGUUUUUGUACCAAAAUGCAAAACUUUUUUUCAAUGGGUGCCGUCGAUAUAGAGUAAAAUUGUUUGUUUUAGUGUAAGAUUGUAAUAUAUUUCAAUGAGUGAGCACCAGAAUCCUUAUUUCAACUGGUGAAUUUGUGGCCACAUAGCUAUUAAUUGAAAACUGCCAUUUAUAAAGGCGAAAAUAUGUUUUAUCUGUACACAAAUCAUAUGUGUUUUUGUUUGUUUUGAUCAUUAAAGCUGCACUCUCACAGAUUGAACAGUUUGAUAUUUUUUUUAUUUUUUGUCUUGGAACGAGCCAAUUUUUGCGAAAAUCCAAGGAAACCAGUUAUAUAAGACUGCUGACAAAAAAUCAGAUUGCAGAUUUUUUUAUAACAGUUGAAAAAUAGAAAAUGUAUGCAUUUUUCUUAAACUGUUAGUAACGGUUUAAGCCAUAAAACAUUAAUUUUCGAACGGAAAUAUGAAAAUCUACGAUCUGAUUUUUUGUCAGCAAUCUUAUAUCGUUGGUUUGCAGAUAUUUACGUAAAAAUUUGCUCUUCCAAGACAAAAAAUAAAAAAGUUGUUAAAAUGGUCAAUCUGUGAGAGUGCAGCUGUAAAGUCAAAUGAGUUGAUCAUAAUAAUGCAUUUAAAUGGAUAUGUUUCUUUUAAGCAUCUAACAAGUGUAAACUAUAUUGUACUACACUGGCUUUGUAUUUUUAAAUUUCAAUAUAGUAAUGCAUUGUCGACCAAACAUUUUUUUCAAAUGUUUUGUUAUUUGCUUCUAUGAUGAAUAUGAAGUAAAACUGGUCGGCAUAUAAAACAGGAUAAACCCAUGUAAUGUUAUUAACUUCAUAUACAUAUAUAAUAUAUUAUAUAUUUAUGUAACACUAUAUUUCAUAAAGACACCUGUUUAUAUAUAGUUGAACUUAAUGUAAUUAAGAUUGGGUUCAAUAUUUGUUUUGGAUUUAAUGCAAUUAAGAUUUUUUCCAUUUAUGUUAUGCAUAUUAUUAUUUCAUGUAUACGUUUUAAUAAAAUGCAUGAUAAGAUA